Kwoniella shivajii is the source of this 1050-nucleotide messenger RNA. RefSeq lists its product as uncharacterized. Lineage: Eukaryota; Fungi; Basidiomycota; Tremellomycetes; Tremellales; Cryptococcaceae. The record is from RefSeq and is a predicted model, not a curated record. The transcript has a single exon. Bases 1 to 1050 code for a protein of 349 amino acids.
AUGAAUCGCCCCUCACUUUCUCACGAGCAAUCGUCACUUGUUGGCAUCACACGCAUCAAUGAGAAGAACAACAUCCAAGAUCAGAGUCAGGAUCUAGGUCAGGAUCAACUUCAGGAUCAAAAUCAACCUCAACUGCAAGAUCCGAACAUAGCGGGAGAACCAAGUUCGACUCAAAAACAGCUGGACAGAUUGCACGACAAUCAUGAUCAAAACGAAGAUCAAGUUUCCCAGCAAGAUAGUCGAUUUUCACCUGUUCUGAACGACACCCAAAAUGAUAUAUAUCCUUCACCGGACAUCAUAUCCAUCGGUGCAUCUCCCCAAUAUCCAACCACACCCGCCAUCCCGUCAUUGGACCUUCCUGUCCCCUUAAUAUCUUUACCGACCCAUAUCCCGUCUGAGGCAAGGUCGAUCCCGAUCUUACGUCCUCGGGAAUACAAUGGGAUUGACAGGAGUAUACCUAAUUCAAUUAAAGAUCUGAAGGGUUUGAUGAAUUCACUUGAAUAUACAGCUUCUAGAUAUAGCACAUCAUGGAAUCUGGGUCAGAAUAGUACUAGUAUAGGAUCAACUACUGUUCGACCUGGACCUGAAUCUAAUAUCGUUGGAAGUUUAGGUCAAGCGACAAUCAAACCCAGACAAAUACAAGUACAAGAUCAAGAUCAAAGUGUCGAUUCCACAAUUAGACCGCGAAUGCAAAUGCAAAUGCCAGGUAGCUUAUCGUUUGAUUCUAGAAUGAAAUCGUUUCAAGCUGAAUUCCUGGCUCAGAAAUCAUCUUCCAGCGAUGACGAAAGGCGAUCUUCUGGAUCGCCGGCUCAGGGGAUGAGCAGAAGAGAUAAAGAAAUGAUCGACGAGGUUGAAGUUGAAUGGUGUUUCUUUUGCGGCAAAGAGAAAAUAAGGGAUGGAAUGGAGUUGCAACAGGUGAACAUGACGGAAAUACCCAGAAUAUAUAGGGCAGCCGAAAUAAAGUCCAACCACCUGCAGGAAGAAGAAAGAGAAACAAGCUGGCAGUGGGUGUGCAACGAUUGUGGAGAUAGUGGUGGUGAUAAAGGUUAA